Molecule: messenger RNA, 2454 nt
Organism: Aspergillus clavatus NRRL 1
Lineage: Eukaryota; Fungi; Ascomycota; Eurotiomycetes; Eurotiales; Aspergillaceae
Gene: ace1
Product: putative C2H2 transcription factor (Ace1)
Exons: 5
Coding region: 1-2454 (817 amino acids)
Source: RefSeq, a predicted model, not a curated record
AUGUCUGCUCCCCAGGCUGAGCCGACCCGGAUUCAUCCGCGUCGCCGGCCCUUAAAGACAGCACCUCCCUCCCUCAUCACGUCCGCAUCUCCUGAAAGCCAUGAUGGUCCUUCGAGUCCGUAUUUGAGAAGGGCAGAGACAUUCCACUCGCCUUCCCCAGCUUCAGGAGAUCAGGAUCCGGUCCUUAACUUCCGGACCCUUCCCCGUCGCUCUCCUACAUGCCCCAGAAGCCUCGAGGCUAUCGCCGCCGGAGAGCAGCGCAUGGCCAACAUCUUGAACCACCUUGACCUUGACUCUCUUGAUGCCACCGGUCCACUCAACUCUUCUAGCGACAACGACCUUCCUGUCCCUCGAGGUGUUCUCCAAGCUCACUUCGACUCGGAACCAUUGGCGGAUAAGCCCACCAAGCGUCCACACUCGCCCCAGAUGGAGCCUCCCCGCAAGGUCCGCAAAAGCCAUUCCCAUGCCUCGGAUAGUGGGUUGGGCACCUCCCUCGGAAGUGAAGCCCUGUCAGCAUCCAACAAGAGUAAAGUGAAAGCUGGACAGCUGUCCUUUGAGCCCCAAGUGUCUGGCAUGUCUGGCUCUCAGAUGACCCAGUCAGCCAUUACCAGUUCGAUCUCUGCGAUCAACCCUAAGCAAAUCGCGAAGUACCAAUUGGGCGCGCGUGCUUGCAAGCAGAUAGAAAAGAACCUCCUUGUUCCGAUUCUCGGUGAGGAGAAACUCAAAGCAUUCCACCCACUUGUUCGCAGUGUUCCUCAGCGGAUCGUCAGUAAAGAAAUCAACUGCCUCCGUGAUCUUGAAAAGACACUCCUGUGGCUCGCUCCGCAUUAUGCGACCACCAGGGCGUCGUAUAUCGGCUUUUGCGAGUUUACGAUUCAGUGUCUUUAUUCGACUGUUCAGCAUCUCAACUCUCGCGAUCAACGGCUGCCAACAGACCGGCCUUACACUAACGGCUACUUCCUUGACCUCGUCGCACAGAUUCACCAGUACGCAGCAAUGAUCAAUGCAUCGCGAAACCAGAUGUCUUCCAACGAGAAGCCAGCACGGGCUAGUGCCUCGAGUAGUGACCCUGUGACAUUGGAAGGCGGGUUGUCCAAGAAUGGACGACCUGCUGAACUCGUAGUUCACAAAGACGGCGAAAUGAUUUCACUACGCACCGGAAAGCCCUAUGAGGAGGGCGCCACACCCUCGAUCAAGCGUUCUCUGAGCAUUGGAUCCGUCGAUGAGGGUGUCGAACGGUCCAUGGCUCGUCGCAAGAAGAAUGCUCCUCCAAUGGACAUUAAUCAAAAGUGCAAGGACUGUGACAAAGUCUUCAAGCGACCCUGCGAUCUGACGAAACACGAGAAGACCCAUUCGCGGCCGUGGAAGUGCAACGACGACUCCUGCAAGUAUUUCGAGGUUGGAUGGCCCACAGAAAAGGAGCGAGAUCGUCACAUCAAUGACAAGCACUCUAAAGCACCCGCUCUGUACAAAUGUACCUUCGCGCCCUGUAGCUAUCAGUCGAAGAGAGAGAGCAACUGCAAGCAGCACAUGGAGAAGGCGCAUGGCUGGGUCUAUGUGCGUUCUAAGCAUAAUGGCAGAAAUAGCAAGAAAGCAUCUACGAGAGCCGCCUCGCAGACGCCUAGCAUUGCGACUCCAAGCUCAAAGGCUCAGGAGAUCCUCACCCCUGCCACCCGUCCUACUCCUUCGCCAUUCGAGUCUGUCGCUUCUUACCCACAAAAUCCACCCUUCUCGUUUGCCGAUCCUCCCACGCAGACCGCCAGUGAAGAUUUCCCGCUCUUCACCGAGACCGGCCCUUAUGCGGAUCUUGCUGGUGGAGUGAAUGCUUUUAGUCCGCUACCGACCACUUCAUUGGAUUUCCAGGCGUUCCAGUCCCAGCUGGAAGCAGCAGAUCCCAAUGGUCUGAUUCUUCCGUCGGACUUCCAGCGCCAAUCUCUAGACUCUGCAUCACCGGUUCCAGAUCUGGUUGCCACAUCCAUGGGUUUCGAUGGCUCUCCCAUUGCAUCCACCGACACCAGCAGCUUGAACUUCGACUUGGAUUGGAACCAGCUCGAGGUGCAGAAUCUGGACGAGGAGUUCACGACUCUGAAUAUGCAGCUGCUCACACCACCUAGCUCAUCCGAGGUCAAUGCGUUGAACUCCUUCUCCCGAGACCCGUCUAUUUCCAAUGCCUCGCCACUGCAGCACUCCGGUCUCCCGUUCUAUUCUCCCAGUCACUGCCAUAUGGACGAAGGGGUGGCGGGUCUGCAGGAGCACACCGAACAGAAGAAGCUGGAUUUCCCUCUGUAUGGACACCAGGCCAAUCUCGGACUCGGUGCGAUGGACAUGUCCCAUCCGUGCCACCUGCCCGGCAUGCAGAACCUUGACCAGAUGUUUCCUCCGCUCGAUGUCCAGGACAGUAUCGCUUACAUGAAUCAAGGGUGGCCACAGGAUGUUGAUAUGGAUCUUUUCUAA